GUGCCAAUUAUACAAACUCAACUACAAAUGGGCCUUUCUAUCACGAAGCUGUGGGGAAUGUUGUUCAAUACUCAGAAGGAGGCUCGAAUCCUCAUGGUUGGUCUGGACGCGGCUGGCAAAACAACAAUCCUCUAUCGACUGAAGCUCGGCGAGACGGCUGUCACCAUCCCCACCAUCGGCUUCAACGUGGAGACUGUGUCCUACAAGAAUGUCACAUUCACGGUUUGGGAUGUCGGUGGUCAGGAGGUGAUCAGACCGCUCUGGCGGUACUACUUCAAUGGAACCAACGGAAUCAUAUUCGUCGUUGACUCCCUCGACCGGGAUCGCCUAGGAGAGGCUCGACGGGAACUGGAUAGGCUACUAGCGGACGACCUAUUAAGGGAUGCACAUCUCCUCGUUUUUGCCAAUAAGCAGGUCGGUUUGGUGUUGGUUUAUGUGGUUGAUAUAUUUCAUCAUGUUAGACUGGGAUUUCUCGCCUGGUCGGUCAAAGAAGACCUGCCCUGUGCAAUGACUGCCAACGAGGUGGCUGAGGGUCUGGGACUCCAGAAGAUUGCAGCCAGGCGAAAGUGGUUUGUUCAAGCGACGUGUGCAGUGAAUGGUUCAGGCAUCCUCGAGGGACUGGAUUGGUUGUGUCAUGAAGUCGUUCAGUCAAAUCGGUGA
Molecule: messenger RNA, 660 nt
Organism: Mesocestoides corti
Lineage: Eukaryota; Metazoa; Platyhelminthes; Cestoda; Cyclophyllidea; Mesocestoididae
Source: the annotation of a GenBank genome assembly